Messenger RNA from Sander lucioperca (pikeperch), 1825 nucleotides. It is a transcript of the gene samm50l, whose product is annotated as sorting and assembly machinery component 50 homolog, like. The coding region runs from base 206 to 1618 and encodes 470 amino acids. Gene Ontology annotation, biological process: protein insertion into mitochondrial outer membrane; mitochondrial respiratory chain complex assembly. The record is from RefSeq and is a predicted model, not a curated record. The transcript is spliced from 15 exons. Gene Ontology annotation, cellular component: outer membrane; SAM complex. Lineage: Eukaryota; Metazoa; Chordata; Actinopteri; Perciformes; Percidae.
CGUUCCUGGUUUAUGAAGACCUUUGUUAAGGUUGUUAUAUUACGAGGAGUACUUGAACACAGCACGAGAUCCAGGCAACUGUCAUGGCGUCUCCCUUGAAGGGGGUUUGGUACUGGAGAAAGUAGCCGCUGUCAUUUAUCAGUUUUCUCCUGUGUGCGGAGCACCUAACGCCGACUGAAGAGGCUUUUAGGAGCGGAUAGUUACAAUGGGGACUGUCCAUGCUAAGAGUCUGGAUCCUCUCCCGAUGCAUGGCCGGGACUUGGGCGUCAACCCUGAUGACUUGAUGGAGCCUCCAGAACCGGAGCAGGAGUCUAAGCAGGAGAUCCUCGAAAACAAAGAUGUGGUGGUCCAACAUGUUAACAUCCAGGGUCUUGGAAGAACUAAAGAGGAUCUGCUCGGCUAUGAGAUCUCUGAGGUUUUCCACGCCAAAAACCUCAUUGAUGUGAUGAAAAAGUCUCACAUCGCCAGACAGAGGCUGCUCCGCCUGGGAGUCUUCAAAGAGGUGGAGGUCCUUAUCGAUACGUCUGAAGGUUCCGAUGCUCUUCCCAACGGUCUGGAUGUAACGUUUGAGGUGACGGAGGUAAAGAGGCUGACAGGAAGCUACAACACCAUGGUUGGCAACAAUGAAGGAAGCAUGGUGCUGGGUCUGAAGUUGCCCAACAUGUUCGGUCGAGCUGAGAAACUCACCUUCCAGUUCUCCUAUGGGACCAAGGAGACGUCCUAUGGCCUGUCCUUCUUCAAGCCCCAGCCCGGACACUUUGAACGCAACCUCACACUCAACAUGUACAAAGUCACCGGUCAGUUCCCAUGGAGCUCCUUGAAAGAGACCGACAGAGGCGUUUCUGCAGAAUUAAAUUUUCCUCUCGGGAUGACCAACCACACGUUGAAGUGGGAGGGUGUGUGGAGGGAGCUGGGCUGCCUGGCACGCAGUGCGUCCUUCGCCGUGCGAGAGGAGAGCGGACACUCGCUGAAAUCUGCCCUCUCGCACACUCUGUCCAUCGAUUCAAGGAAUUCUGCCAUUUUCCCCAGCAGGGGUGCCUUAUUCCGGCUCAACCAGGAACUGGCUGGCUACACAGGAGGAGACGCCAGCUUCUUGAAAGAGGAUUUUGAGCUGCAGCUCAACAAGCGGCUCUUCUGGGACUCGGUCUUGUCUGCUUCUCUGUGGGGUGGGAUGCUUUGUCCAAUCGGAGGACAGCCGUCCUGCAUCGCCGACAGGUUCUACCUCGGAGGUCCCACCAGUGUUCGAGGAUUUGGGAUGUACAGCAUCGGACCACAGAGUGAAGGUGACUACCUGGGUGGAGAGGCGUACUGGGCCGGGGGUCUGCACCUCUACACCCCACUGCCCUUCAGACCGGGCAAGGGCGGCUUUGGAGACCUUUUCAGAACGCACUUCUUCCUCAACGCCGGCAAUCUCUGCAACCUCAACUAUGGCGAAGGUCCGCGGGCACACCUUCAGAAGCUAGCCGAGUGUAUUCGCUGGUCGUACGGAGCGGGCAUCGUGCUGCGACUCGGCAACAUCGCCAGACUGGAGCUCAACUACUGUGUGCCCAUGGGAGUUCAGAGUGGAGACAGGAUAUGUGACGGUGUCCAGUUCGGAGCAGGAAUACGCUUCCUGUGACCUAAUCGCUCCAGGCUGUGAUGUGAAAAGGAAGAAUGUCUUGUCGUUUGUCACCUGUAACCUGUUGUGAAGUGUGCAACACUAGCAUGGGCCCUAUGUCCCGGGGAACCCCCCACCCCCCUCAAAACCCUCCUUUGAUAUGUCACGGCUUUUGAACAACAAAGUGCCAGUGCUGAGCCAUAAAACUACUGGAACGUUUUUACAGUA